Acipenser ruthenus (sterlet) is the source of this 3981-nucleotide messenger RNA. RefSeq names its product solute carrier family 12 member 8-like. Lineage: Eukaryota; Metazoa; Chordata; Actinopteri; Acipenseriformes; Acipenseridae. Gene Ontology annotation, cellular component: membrane. Gene Ontology annotation, molecular function: potassium:chloride symporter activity. The record is from RefSeq and is a predicted model, not a curated record. Gene Ontology annotation, biological process: potassium ion homeostasis; chloride transmembrane transport; cell volume homeostasis. Bases 1 to 2205 code for a protein of 734 amino acids. The transcript is spliced from 13 exons.
AUGCAGCAGCAGGAGAAAUGGUUGCCGGGUUCAUAUCUGAAUAUUCAGGUGUCUCAGGCACAGGGUCAGCCCUGGUGGAAGGUGCAGCUGUUUGUUUGGGAACCUGUGCUGUUCGGGACCUGGGAUGGGGUCUUCACCACCUGCAUGAUCAAUAUUUUUGGAGUCGUUCUCUUCUUGAGAACUGGGUGGCUUGUGGGAAACACUGGUGUUUUGCUUGGCAUGCUCCUGGUGUCCCUGGUGGUGGUGGUUGCCUUGGUAACCGUGUUUUCCGGGAUAGGAGUGUGUGAGCGCUGUCGAGUUGGAAGCGGUGGAGUGUAUUCCAUGAUUUCGACAGUCCUUGGAGGGAGAGUAGGAGGGACAGUCGGUCUCCUCUACGUCUUUGGACAGUGUGUUGCAGGUGCCAUGUACAUCACUGGCUUUGCAGAGUCCAUUGCAGAGGUGCUGAACCUCAGUAAUAUCUGGGCCGUCCGGGGGAUAUCCAUGGGAGUGCUGCUGGGGCUGCUGGGAAUUAACCUCGCCGGGGUCAAAUGGAUUAUCAGACUCCAGCUGCUCCUGCUGGCCGUGCUCGCUGUCUCCGCCCUGGACUUCGUCGUGGGAACAUUCUCUCACUUAGACCCAGUGCAUGGCUUUGUUGGGUAUUCAGAGGAGCUGCUCCGUAACAACACCCUACCUGACUACACGCCUGGAGAGUCCUUCUUCUCUGUGUUUGGGGUGUUCUUCCCUGCAGCCACAGGUGUGAUGGCCGGGUUCAACAUGAGUGGAGAUCUCCAGAAGCCGGCGAUCAACAUCCCAGUGGGGUCCUUGGCUGCCAUCGGUACCUCGUGGUUCCUGUACUUGGUCUUUGUGUUCCUGCUGGGAGCCAUUUGUACGAGGGAGGCGCUGCGAUAUGACUUCUUGUUAGCAGAGAAGGUUUCCUUGGUGGGGUUCCUGUUUUUACUUGGGCUGUACAUUUCCUCCCUGGCGUCCUGUAUGGGUGGUCUGUAUGGGGCGCCCAGAAUCCUUCAGUGCAUCGCACAGGAAAAAGUGAUACCCAUCCUUGGCGUCUUAGGACAAGGGAGAGGACCAAAUAAGACACCAAUUGCUGCCAUUUGCUUAACAAGCCUCAUCACUAUGGCAUUCAUCUUCAUCGGCCAGGUUAACGUCCUGGCCUCUAUAGUCACCAUUAACUUCAUGCUGACCUACAGUAUCAUAGAUUACUCCUACUUCUGUGUGUCGAUGAGCUAUGACCUCCAGAUGAAACUGACGAGGCCGCUGCCCAAGGAAGAGUCCAGAACUUUGAUCUUCGGCAGACAUUCAGACUAUGGAACAGACGGUAUGGUGAAGAACCGGAGAAACGGGACCUUGCUGGAAUUCACAAAGGACAUGGACCAGAUAUUCCAGCCUGUGGACCCUAGCAUGGAGAACAAGGAACGAGAAAGAGAAAAGAGAGAGAAGGAAAGCGAACUGAAUCGGAAGAGCAAAUCGUGGAGAACGCGGAAGCCAGCCAAGCAAACGCUGAUGGAUAGUUUUCGGCUGGAUUUGGAGAGGUCUGCAGCCUCAGUUAAAGAAUGUGCCAAGACCUCCAACACUGAGUCAGUGAACUGCAGUGAAGCCGGUGCUGCUGCCAAUAGCGCUCAGGAGGAACAAGACCUGAUGGCACAAGCCUUCGACAGUCAGGAACAACAGCUGGUGUCUGUGGUUCUGGGGUCUGACCCACGAAAUGACAAGGCGGAGUCGGCCUUUCAAAGACAGAGCUCCAGAGACAGGGAUGACUCUCAGGAAGAUUUUACUGCCAAGCAGAGACUUCAGGGAACUGAAAUUCAAGAAAAGCCAAUAUCGUUUUACUCCAGGCUCUGCAAUCACUGGGUGUCUUUAGUUGGUGCAGUAAGCUCAGUUAUGAUCAUGUUUGUAAUCCAAUGGAUCUAUGCCUUUGUGAACAUUGGAAUGGCAAUACUUCUCUACUUCUACAUUGGAAAAGUGAGCCCUGGUCUGCCUCCAGGAGUAGCUGCACACUUCAGCUUCUUCAAAUGGAUCCAAUCUUUGCUUAAAAACAUAGGAAGGAGAGGACCAACCCCUCAAGAGCAGAUUGUCGUGACACCCUCCUUUGCAAGAGUUGGCAUGGAGACCACGCAGCUCACUGAGGAGAAUGCAGACUUCGCCUCAAGAGACCGCUAUCACCAUUCUUCCAUCAUCAGCGCAGAGGAAUUGAAUCACCCGCUCCAUUGAGAAAGAAGCGUCCGGCUUUGUAAGACCGUCUGACACCGGACCCGUUCCCCUUUUCUCAGGCCUGGUUUUACACCGUGAAACUAAAGAAAAGGAAUGCUAACAAUACUCCCUCAAACUGUUGUUAUUUUUUUAGUUCACAGAGGAAAAAAGUCAUUGUAAAAACUAAUUGUAGAAAAUAUUGACUACCCCUCUGCUCACUACAUGCUCUUCUGAAGUGGCAUUUUUUUAAUGUCACAAAGGAGCAUAUUUAACCCAAAAAUUUGACUUUCUGUGUGAUUCUGAUUUUGUAUAAUUUAAUAGAGAUGAGAUAUUGUAUUUAAACUAUUUUGGUGGCUUUAACCCAUAUAGUGUGUAUAUAUAUAUAUAUAUAUAUAUAUAUAUAUAUAUAUAUAAUAUGUGUAUGUGGCAAAUUAUUUUUUUGCUAUUCAGGAAUGUUUUCAAUUGAAAAAUAUGCAAGAUUGCACUGACCAAACUGGAGAGUGAAACUCCUUUCAUGAGUAAUUUUUUUAAUUUAAUUUCUUUUAACUAUACACACUUUUCAAAACCUUGGUGAAAUUCAGAUUUCCAUUUUAUGAGUUCAUAAACUGAGCCUCAGGCUCUUGUGUGCAGUUGUGAUGUGUAGAUGAAGAAGAUGAAGAUGAAGAAUGUUGAAACAGGACAAUGGCUAACAGGAGGCUUGCUGUACACCUGGUAAAACUCCCAGUGUUGAAACAGUAAAAUCCACCUGUCAGAAACACUUUAGGAAUGGGAGUUCAUUAUAUUAUUGAACAGGGUCAUUUUGGUACGUUAUCAAACAGAAGAACAUUUCAAAAGCAUUAAAAAAAAGAUGACAGAUAAGCCUGCAUAAUAAAAACAUCCAGCCCAGCCACCCAUCCACUUGAUAAAUGCAUGUAGUGUGCAGUAUUGCAAAACUAGCACAUAUUGUUGGGACCAGUUUUGUAGCAAUUCUACUGUAGCAUUUAAAAGAGGGACUUACAAGUUUGAGCUGGUUAGUUGAAAUAUUGUCUUCUUUAUUAUAAUUAACCUGUAAAUAGGUUGGAAAUGGCAAUAGUAGUUCACUUGGAUUUAUUUUUUAUAUGUAAAGCACCGAGUCUGUACGUUUUCCUUUAUCAUCUUUUCCUGGGUGUUUCUAUAAAGAAUGCUGGUUAGCGCCUCAUUAACAUAGUAAUUGAAUUCUUGUGGGUCUCCAUCAGUGUCAGAACAAAGGCCUGCAGUACAAUCUCGAUUUUAAAGUUAUUAAAAUGCUAGUCAGCUGCAACUGUAGUAACAGCCUACGUAUCUGUGUUCUUUUCUUUUGCAGAGCACAGCCCGCAUAAAGGUUUUGGGCUACCAGGAUAUCUUAAACAUUUGUGGACUUGCUAGAAGUUCACUGAUGGUAUGUCAGCAUAGAGAUAUGAAUCAUGAUGCCUCUGCUGCUGUUGCAGCUUGACUCUGUUACGGACGGAGUGUCGUUGAGGUCAAGGCGUGCAAACAGCGCCUGCUAACUCCAGAGUGUUAGUACUGGUGCAGGUGACAUCACAAACCCCGCAAUUAUGGAAGGUUAAUUUGUGGAAUACCAGAACACUUUAUACACACUCUCACACACAUGGGCAACUUCUCUGUGGAAGUCCAGGCUCAUUCUUUGAAAUAUAGUUGAUUUCUUGCAAUUGUAACACCCAUGCAAAUAACAAAUACUUAAUGUUUAGUACUUUUACACAUAGAAUGAAUGAAUGAAUAAAUAAAUAAAUAAAUAAAUAAACAAUUAAACUAAAUUGAACUAAACAGUGUGUAACAUGC